Messenger RNA from Salvia splendens (bonfire salvia), 1413 nucleotides. RefSeq names its product zinc finger transcription factor YY1-like. The record is from RefSeq and is a predicted model, not a curated record. Lineage: Eukaryota; Viridiplantae; Streptophyta; Magnoliopsida; Lamiales; Lamiaceae. Gene Ontology annotation, molecular function: RNA polymerase II cis-regulatory region sequence-specific DNA binding; DNA-binding transcription factor activity, RNA polymerase II-specific. Bases 170 to 1276 code for a protein of 368 amino acids. Gene Ontology annotation, biological process: regulation of transcription by RNA polymerase II. The transcript has 6 exons. Gene Ontology annotation, cellular component: transcription regulator complex; chromatin; PcG protein complex.
AGGAAUGGAAUUAUGGAACAAUGGCGGAUUAUAACUCUCUCUCUCUUAAAACUUCCAAAUUACAGCUCUCGCUCUUAAUAUUCUGGUAAAUCUCUACUUUCUGGCACACCUCUUCCUACCCUAACCCUAAUUUUAGUUGAUUCGACAAAUUGAGCUUCCUUCUGGCCCCAUGGAGACUCACACUCUGUUUGACAGACGUCCCAUAUCCCGCUCUAGAGCCCCUGCUGUUAAAUGGUUCAAGGAAUGGGUGCCGCAAGAUACUGUUUCGAAUGGUGGGAAAUGCCUUGUCUUGAAAUGGGUUAAUGAGGCGACGAUGAGGGCCAAGAAGGAGAAGUCUAAAGAGCCAGAGGCGGUAGAUCCCGAGCCUGAACCCACAACAGAAGUUCUCUUCUUGUGCAGUUAUGAAGGCUGUGGAAAGACAUUUAUAGAUGCUGGAACAUUGAGGAAGCACUCUUAUAUUCAUGGGGAGAGACAAUAUGUUUGCCAAUAUGAGAAUUGUGGGAAGAAAUUUUUGGACAGUUCAAAGCUAAAGAGGCAUUUUUUAAUUCAUACUGGGGAGAGAGACUUUGUGUGUCCACAUGAAGGCUGUGGUAAGGCGUUCUCUUUGGACUUCAAUCUUAGGUCACAUAUGAAAACGCAUGCACAGGAGAACUAUCAUAUUUGUCCGUAUCCUGAUUGUGGAAAACGAUACGCCCAUGAAUACAAGCUAAAGAAUCAUGUUGCAUCUCAUCACGGGAAGGCGAAUGUGAUGGAAACACCCAAAUACGUUAUGCCUCCAGAAAAGCCCAUGAAAACUCCCAAGUCUACUACAGGAGCAACGGGCCCUGCAUCAUCAGACCGACCAUAUGGCUGUCCAUAUGAAGGGUGUGAGAAGGCAUACAUUCAUGAAUACAAGCUGAAUCUUCAUCUUAGGCGAGAGCAUCCUGGUCAUUUUCCAGAUGAGAAUGCGAAGGCCAACCAACCAAAAACUGAACAAGAGAUGGAUGAAGGCAGUGAUCAAGAUGCAUUUGCUGCCAAACGUAGCAACAGUAAAGCCCAAAAACAAAGCAGGCCGAAGCCAAACCUGAAGUUGCCACCUUCGAAGGUUUCUCACCGCAAGACUACUACUAUUUCCCCUGUCAAUUUGAAUUUGGCAAAGAAACAUCGGCCUCUCAAGGAGAAAAUAUACAAAGAAGAUAGUGAAGAGACGGAAGAGGAAAGAGAGAAUAUUGCAGAUGGGUGGAGGUACAGUGACAAUAAUGAGGAUGAUGAUGAAGAGACAGAAUAUGAGGAUUAAGUUAAAACUAUUUUUCACAGAGAUGAACAUAAGAGUGCAUUUUUUCAGAUCUUUAAAUAACAGCUGUAGACUUUAGUGAUAAAUUACCAUUAAGAAUUUCAAGAAAAAAUGAAAAUCUUCAGCUAUUUAUUCUCAAG